Messenger RNA from Pseudovirgaria hyperparasitica, 1496 nucleotides. RefSeq lists its product as uncharacterized. The transcript is spliced from 4 exons. The coding region runs from base 154 to 1149 and encodes 331 amino acids. NCBI's taxonomy places the organism in Eukaryota, Fungi, Ascomycota, Dothideomycetes, Acrospermales, Acrospermaceae. Gene Ontology annotation, molecular function: protein binding. The record is from RefSeq and is a predicted model, not a curated record.
AUCUGUGCCGCAUACGAGGCGGAGCUGCGCUAAAGAGGUCCGUUCGUUUCGCUCCAUGUAAGCCGCAUGCCUGCCUUCUUUAUGGGAAGUCGAGACAAUUAUUUUUCUGUCUUGCUUUUCGGGGUUGUUUAGUUGUGUCGUUGUGCUUUGAAGAUGCCGGUUUUGAAUGAUGUUGCGAGUUCAUUGAAUGGAGCCAGAGAUGAGUCGGAUCAGAACCAGAACCAGCCGGAAACAAGUAACAGUGAUCCUUGCGCCCAAGUAGAGGUCAAAGCUGCAUUGAUUGGAGACAAUAUCAUUUUUGCUACUUUGCCCGUCGAGGGAUCCGGGGAAGCAGCAGGAGAGCCCGGCUUACAUUCAGUAUCGGCCAGCCUGCCCGAGCUGAGUAUUGAAUCGACAGAGAAUAUCCCGAACAGCAACUUCGACGCGAAACUGGAUGGCUUCUGGUACGAUCGCACUUCAGUCUACGCUUUUGGGCAAUCUGGCAACGUGAUCGAGUAUGACACCUCCAAAGACAAUGGCUGGCAGACAGUGCAGCUUGAUCAAGUUGACAUCCCAACGGGCUCAAUGACCAGUGACCCUUCGUAUGGGCGUUCCAUUGCUGCGAAACUGGAUGCCGGCAGUACGACGAUUACUGUAUUCGACACAUCUGCGAACGAGCCGAAGAUACGAACUUUAAAUCCACCGCCGUCUGGUCCGAAUCAACUUGCUAGAGAAGAUGAAGCGGUAUUCUUUUUGCCGAUUGGCAAAUCAGGGGCUCUCGUCGUACUAGGAGGUCAACAUUGGGAACCUGGUAGCACUGGCCCAGUCGAUCUCCCGCUCACUGACAUCGACUUUCUCGAUAUUGAAGCUGGGAAAUGGACUAAAGUGGUUUUGACGACGCCUGAUGCGUCCAAGGUGCCCGGAGCUAGGUCAAAGUUCUGCGGAUGGGUGGUGCCAUCGCAAGACGGCAAAUCAUUCUCCAUUGUCAUUCACGGCGGUAGAACGGCGGAUGCCACUGGGCAGCCAAUCAUAUACGGUGACGUGUGUAAGUCAUUCUACUUCAGAAAACAAGUGAGCGUUCCUGAACCAGAUAGGGAGUCUGAGCGUUCCGGCGUUCACUUGGACCAAGAUACGCCACAGCAAUGCUCUCGACGACAAUGCGCUUGGUGAAUUUGAGAAGCGCCACCAGAGAUACAACCAUGUCUGCCUGAAACAUGGCGACAGCUUUGGUAUUGCUCUAGGAGGCUCAAGCACUCCCGAGACCACGGGGUCAUGCAAAAGACAAACCUCCGGGGCUCCAGGCGAUACCUCAGUAAUAGACUUCUCUACAUUCCAGCUCGUCGACGAGUGGGACCUCACACAAAACAAUCCUCCCUUCUCCGAUCCAGGAGCCAGCACCCCGAACCCAUCCAUCCCCGCCGAAAUCACCGCCCUCUUCCAAACCACUUUGGCCCCCGCUCCAACCCUCACAGCCUCGCCCACCAACUCACCAAUCCCAACCACUACCACCACCGCAA